AAUUAUGACGAAUUCUGAUUCAUCCUCUAACUCCUCGGAAAUUGAAGAGCCCACUCCUAAAAAAUUGAAACAGACACCGACAGAGAAAGUGAAAAAAACUAGAAAGACAUUUGAGCGUACGGAACCAAAAGCGUCGUCAUCCAGUAAGUCUGGGCCAAAUGGCGAAAAAGGGCGAUCUCCGGGGUCUCAAGAAACUGGGAGAGGAAUGUCGAAAGCCAGCAAUGGUGUAUCUGGGAACGCAAACGUGGGAAGUACGGACAUCACAAACAGGACUGGAGGUGCCUAUAUUCCACCGGCGAAACUAAGAAUGAUGCAAAAAGAGAUAACUGACAAGUCUAGUGAGGCGUAUCAACGACUUUCUUGGGACUUGUUGAAAAAGAGCAUCCAUGGGCUGGUGAACAAAGUGAAUGCGGCCAACAUCACACAAGUGGUGCAGCAACUUUUCUCCGAGAACCUCAUCCGCGGAAGAGGUCUCUUCGCCAAGUCUGUGCUUGAAGCCCAAGCAUUCUCCCCAACCUUCACUCCAGUGUAUGCAGCCUUAAUUGCCGUCGUUAACAGCAAAUUCCCACAAAUUGGGGAAUUAAUUCUGCGACGUCUAGUGUUGAACUUCCGCAAGUUCUACCGACGCAACUCGAAACAGCAGUGCAUCACUUCCUUGAAGCUGAUAGCACAUCUUGUCAACCAGUCGGUGGCUCACGAAGUGCUGUCUCUGGAGAUCCUGCUUCUGCUGCUCAAGGAUCCAGUGACCGAUGCGGGAGUGGAGCUUGCCAUAUCUCUGGUGAAAGAAGUGGGCCAGAAACUGACGGAAGUGUCGCCCAGAGGAAUGAACUCAAUAUUUGAGCGUUUGCGUCAAAUUCUGCACGAAGGAGGCGCCGUUUCCGAGAGAGUGCAAUACAUGAUUGAGCUAGCGCACGCAGUAAGGAAAGACGGCUUCAAAAGCUACCCGUCAGUACCCACGAACAACGCAAACAAUGCCUCUACUUCGGAAUCCAGCUCGAAAACAGGAAACAAAGGUGUAGGGUCCUCUGGAGGUCCUAGAAGGGAUAAAGAGGAACCACAGGAAGCGUUGGUGACUCACAGCUUGGACUUGGUGUGUGAUGGUGACCAGAUGACUCACCUUUUGAGACUGGAUGAAGUGGAACCGCCACAGACACAGGACACCCUCAAUGUGUUCCGAAGUGACCCAAAAUAUGUGGAGAAUGAGGCCAAGUAUGAGAAGAUCAAGCGAGCCAUUCUGGGUGGAGACAGUGACGAUGAAGAAGGGGGAGGGGACAGUGGGUCGGAGGGGGACACGGAAGAGGGAGACGAUAGCGAAGAAGAGAGUGCGAAUGAGGCUGGAGGUGAAACUGGCCUGGAGAGCUCAGCGUCCACCCAGAAGAUAGUGGACAAGACGGAGACUGAUCUCAUGGGGCUGCGGAGGACUGUCUACCUCACCAUUCAGAGCUCACUCACCUUCGAGGAGUGCGCACACAAACUACUUAAAUUGGACAUCAAAGAGGAUCAAAUGAUGGAGUUGUGUCAGAUGGUGGUGGACUGCUGUGGACAACAGAGAAGCUACGAGAGGUUCUAUGGACUCCUAGCCAGCAAGUUCUGCCUCUUACGCAAGGAGUACAUGCAGGGCUUCGAGACCAUCUUCAAACAGCAAUACGAAACCAUCCACCGUCUAGACUCGAACAAACUGCGCAAUGUGGCCAAACUUUUCGGUCAUAUGCUUUACUGUGACGCCUUGCCAUGGACUGUGAUCGAGUGCAUCCAUUUGAACGAAAACGAGACAACCUCAUCGGGUAGAAUUUUCAUCAAAUACCUAUUCCAAGAGCUAUCCCAACACAUGGGCUUACCGAGACUCCAUUCAAGACUGAGUGACCCGACGAUGGCAGUUUACUUCGAAGGGAUAUUCCCGCGAGACAACCCUAAGCAUACCCGCUUUGCCAUUAAUAUGUUCACCUCAAUUGGACUGGGAGGACUGACGGACGAACUGAGGGCCCAUAUUGCAUCUGUUUCAUCCACAACUAACAUAAACGGAGCCCCCAACGUGGCCCUUCCGAAGAGAGAAGGGAUGGAUGAUAGCUCAGAUGACUCAUCAUCAGAGGACGACAGCAGUGACAGUAGCAGUAAUUCAGACUCCACCUCCUCCGAGGAUCCUCAAGACAACAACGGCAAAAGAUUACACGAGCUGCACAGGGAAGUCAUAAGCAACAGUCUGCACACAAGUCCCCACAGAGGAGUGAAGAACGAGGUGAUGGUUGAUGAGUGGAACAGUCACAGUGCGGGUGGGACCCCCUCUCGCCAGAGACAUUGCAAGGGAUCCACCACCAGGGACAAUAUACUCCGCAGGGCCGCCAUAGAACAUCACAGGAAGCAAUCCCGCAAACUUUCUUCUAGUUCAGAAGAUGAAGCCAACAACAACACGCCCCAACGAAAACCGCAUAGUCGACCCGGAACUCCAAAUAUCAACAGUCUGUCCCGACAAAAAAGACAACAACAACAACCUACUACUGAAAGCAGGAAACUUAAAGAAUCCAAAGAUGGUGCUAACGACCAAACAGGUCGCAACAAAUCGCCUAGCCGAAAACAACAGCACAGUUCAUCUCGUGACCGAAAUGCGACACGAAAAGAGCAACAUGAUAAAAAGGAUGGAAACGGAUCGGAAAGUAGAAAAGAGCGAUCAGUGUCACAGGAAAGGAGAAAAGAUAGGACACGUGAGAGAAAACAGAGAAAAAGCUCACGAGAAAGGAGGAACUUGCCAGAGGCCCGCGUGAAACGAGAACCAUCAGAUUGCCGAAAUUCGUCGCCAGAAAGACCCCGACGAAAUCAGUCAAGAGAACGACGAAGAAAAAGUAAAGAUCGAAGCAACUCUCCAGCCAGAACGACUUCUCGGAAGAAUCGAAGUGGUUCGUCAUCUAGCAGAGAUCGUCGGAAGACUCGAGACACAGAUAAAGAGAACAGGAAAGGCGACAAAAAUGGUUUGUAUUCAAAAGAGGUGAAAAAAGUAGGAUCAGGACUGAAUGUGGCAGAUACAUUGGGCCACGAAAUAGUAUCGCAAUACGAUAAACUGAAAGAAGAAAUGAUCAAAGAUUCGAAACAUAAAAAGGAAUCGAAGCGUUCUGAACGCAAAAGCAGUGCUAACAGAGAUUCGGUUGCAGAUGGCCGAAGAAGAAGAAAACGCUCAGAGUCUAAUUGAGCGUAUGAAAAAUUAUGGCUAUAUGUUCUCUUUUUAUUUGCUGAUUUAUUAUUUAUGUUCUAUAAGUUUUUGUCAAAGCGAUUUGUAACAGUAUAUAAGAUUCCCCAUUCAUUUUGGCAGAUGUUUUAAAUAUUCUUUACUAGAAAUAGAAUUGACC
Messenger RNA from Symsagittifera roscoffensis, 3338 nucleotides. RefSeq names its product pre-mRNA-splicing factor CWC22 homolog. Gene Ontology annotation, molecular function: protein binding; RNA binding. The record is from RefSeq and is a predicted model, not a curated record. Gene Ontology annotation, biological process: mRNA splicing, via spliceosome. Gene Ontology annotation, cellular component: catalytic step 2 spliceosome. The transcript has 13 exons. NCBI's taxonomy places the organism in Eukaryota, Metazoa, Xenacoelomorpha, Acoela, Convolutidae. The coding region runs from base 5 to 3181 and encodes 1058 amino acids.